Molecule: messenger RNA, 1431 nt
Organism: Cantharellus anzutake
Lineage: Eukaryota; Fungi; Basidiomycota; Agaricomycetes; Cantharellales; Hydnaceae
Exons: 8
Coding region: 217-1266 (349 amino acids)
Source: RefSeq, a predicted model, not a curated record
AGAGUUUUUAUGUGAAAGGGAAGUCGAUCCCAACUUGUCCCUGAGCCUUGCACUAUGCAUUGAGCGACAAUUGGGACAGGCUUCUAAGUGGUGGGGUACAUACAAAGUCUCCCCAAAGAUCCAGUCGAUCUCGUUGCCUUCUGGCCUUCCGAUGCCAGUAAUGACGAUACGAAAGAAGCUCUGCAGUGGCUUCGAGGGACUGGGUUACUUCGAUACAUGGCCUGUGAAGUUCGGCCAUCACUCUCAGACAUUCUAUCUUUCUUCAAUACGGUUUUCCUGCCAUUUUCUGGCAGUAUAGGCGUUCAGCCCGUCACCUUUGACGAUUUCUGCUAUGCCUUUUCGAUGGUUUCGUCGCGAGCAUUCCGUGUGGAUAACUAUCAUACCUUGGCUCUUGUUCCUAUAGCGGAUGCAUUCAACCAUGCGGAGGAAAAUACGGUUCAUUUAGAGACUGACUACUUUGCUCGUGCAACCACCGGUUCUACUGUAUCGACUACGGAAGAGGAUUGCUGCGAAAUGGUUACAAAUGCCGUGCUAUACGGCGGAGAAGAGAUUUUGUUCACAGUGCAAGAGAUCGAAGAUUACCUCGCCCACACUCCUUCCCAACGCACACGCUUGUCCAUGCAGCUCCUGAAUGAACUGUGGCAAGACCUGUUUGAGAGUCAAGAGCUCUGGGUGGAAUGCCUUCCCACAUCGUCUCCCUUCUUUCCGCCUUUCAUCGAGGAGACGGAAGACGACAUGGAUAGGGAGUCUUUGGGGAAGCGCCUUGAUAAUGAACGAUUAUCAGCUACCUUCUUCGCUAUAAAUGCGAGUGCUCAAAUAUCUCCAGCACUAUGGCUUUACCUCCUCUUACGAAGAGCCCCGCAAGCCGUGCUUGACUCUAUUGCCCCACCCGUCGUGCAGGCGCGGAACGAAUCGCUUCUAGGGUAUCUACGUGAUUUGGCAAAAAGAAUGUCUUUGUUGGAUGUCGAAGAUGAGGAGUGCGAAAUUCAUGGUUUACGUCUGGGCAGUUGUCAAGCUCUCAUCGACAUCGCAGUGGAUAUUCUAACCAUCUGCCGAGCGAGACUUGCCUCCAUGCAUUGGAGCGACCGACCCAUAUCAGAAAUCGCCGAGCUUGAAGGUGCACUUCAACGAUCGAGAUAUCGGCGACGGACAGAGAUCGCAGUACGAUUUGCUCUCAACGAGAGAUUGAUCUUGGACAGCUGCAUCAAAAUGUGGGAGAAUAUCGAGUCACAGUUGGCUAAUUUUGGCGCAGACCAUAGUGUCUAGACGUCCAACAAUUUUCACAUACACACUUAAGUUAGAAUCUAAGCUAAUUCUCCACGAGAAUAAUAUUGCAGCAGCCCGAAGAGAGCAGUGUGAUUCUGUCAAACGUCAUCAAUGCAUGGGUGACGGCAAUCGCGACCCUUCCCAUCCGCCUCGAAAGGCUGCAAC